Molecule: messenger RNA, 535 nt
Organism: Rhizophagus irregularis DAOM 181602=DAOM 197198
Lineage: Eukaryota; Fungi; Glomeromycota; Glomeromycetes; Glomerales; Glomeraceae
Source: RefSeq, a predicted model, not a curated record
GAUGUAUUCAGAAAAGUAUAUAAAGUAUAUAUAUACCUCAUUAUUUUAUCAUUUUAUAGAAAUAUUAUUGAGAUGGAUAUAUCAUUCAAACUUUACAUACUUUCAAGCAAUGGUCCUCAAGUUUAUGCGGUUAACAUUUGCAAAGACGAUAAGAAUCACCUCAGGGACCAUGUCUGUGGUAUUAAAGGAGUUGGUGAUUCCGACAAAAACAAUUUGAAACUUUGGAAAGUUAUUGGUGUUAAGAGUAAAGAUAUUAAAGAGCAAAAUAUUUCUACUGAAGAAGACAUUGUUCAAAAACUUCGUGGAAAAGAAAUGGAACUUGAAGAACCGUUUAGUACAUAUUUUCAAGAUGAAUUGGAUAAUAAAAAUAAAUCUGGAAGUUCUAUCAUCACCAUCAUCACCGACACUGAUUAUUACCCACCAAAAAAGCGCCCUAAAAUAAUCAAAGGUAUGUUAUAACAAUUUUAAGCUCCUAUCUUUUGUGCUGAACACAAUGCUAAUCUUCACUUUCCAGCUCUCGAAGGGGAGGAUGUGU